GAGUCCAUGGGAAGGGUGUUUUUGCACUCAGAGAAGAAUCUGAGAGGAACCUGGACACAAGGAGCAUGGGUGUCUUUACCUCAGGCACUGAUAUCUUCCUAAGUCUUUGGGGGAUGUACGUAUCUCCAAGAAGUCCUGGAUGGAUGGACUUUAUCCAACAUUGGGGGGUUUGCUGUUUUGUUGCUUUCAUUUCAGUGGGCCUCCUGUCUAUGGCCUUUUCCUGGCUUCUGUCCUCAUUCAUAGCCUUCAUCUCCUCCUGGAUGGUCACUUGUGUUCUGCUCUGCUGCUCCAAGCAUGCGCGAUGCUUCAUCCUCCUCCUCUUCCUCUCCUGUGGCCUGCGGGAGGGCAGGAAUGCUUUGAUUACUGCUGGCACCGGGAUGGUAAUCUUUGGACAUGUGGAAAAUAUUUUUCAUAACUUCAAAGGUCUCCUGGACAGUAUGACUUGCAACGUAAAGGCCAAGAGCUUUUCCAUACAUUUUCCACUUUUGAAAAAAUAUAUUGAAGCCAUUCAGUGGAUUUAUGGCCUUGCCACUCAUCUAAGUCUAUUUGAUGACCUUAUUUCUUGGAACCAGACUCUGGCAGUCUCUCUUUUCAGUCCCAGCCAAGCCCUGGAGGCACAGCUAAAUGACACCAAAGGCCAAGUCCUGGGUGUCUUGUACCAGAUGGUGACGGCGACCGAAGUACUGUCCUCCCUGGGACGGCAGCUCCUCGCCCUAGCAGGGCUUUUGCUGGUGCUACUUGGCACUGGCCUCUUCAUGAAGCGAUUUUUGGACCCCUGUGGUUGGAAGUUUGAAAACAUCUUCAUCACCAAACAAUUUGUUCGGUUCGAUGAAAUGGAGAGGCAACUACAGAGGCCCUGUGUCCUUCCACUGAAUAAGAAGGAAAGGAAGAAAUAUGUCGUCAUCCCAUCUUUCUGGCUGUCUCCUAAAGAGAGGAGGAACCUGGGGCUGUUUUGCCUCCCCAUUCUUACCCAUCUCUACAUCUGGGUGCUGUUUGCAGCCAUAGAUUAUCUUCUGUAUCAGCUGAUUUUCUCAGUGGGCAAACAUUUCCAAGGUUUGCCGGGGCUCGAGGUCCACUUGAAACUGCACCGAGAGGAGCGAGGAACUCAAGACAUCAUACAUGAUUCUUCCUUUAACAUAUCUCUGUUUGAACCCGCCUGCAUCCCUGAGCCAAAGCUCCUCCUGUCUAAGACCUGGAUUCCUCUCAGCAUUAUUCUCCUGAUACUGGUGGUGCUGGGUCUGCUGUCCUCCAUCCUGACUCAGCUUAAAAUCCUGGUGUCCGCAUCCUUCUACCCCACCGUGCAGACGGAGCGCGUCCAGCACCUGCACGUGAAACUCCUGAAGAAGAGAGCAAAGCAGGCGCUGAGAGAAGGAAACAGUAAACAGAAUCUCUACUUUACAAAGGCAAGCCAAGAUGGCAGCGUCAUCCGUAAUGAAGGAGAGUUUGAGUUUGAAGGGCAAAUGGACUUUCAAAGCACUCUUCAAUUUCAUGUUAGGGUUUACACCCCCAGCAAUGGAUAG
Hyaena hyaena (striped hyena) is the source of this 1520-nucleotide messenger RNA. It is a transcript of the gene DCSTAMP, whose product is annotated as dendrocyte expressed seven transmembrane protein. NCBI's taxonomy places the organism in Eukaryota, Metazoa, Chordata, Mammalia, Carnivora, Hyaenidae. The coding region runs from base 66 to 1520 and encodes 484 amino acids. The transcript is spliced from 3 exons. Gene Ontology annotation, cellular component: membrane. The record is from RefSeq and is a predicted model, not a curated record.